Messenger RNA from Thalassophryne amazonica, 1473 nucleotides. It is a transcript of the gene ctsla, whose product is annotated as cathepsin La. Gene Ontology annotation, molecular function: cysteine-type endopeptidase activity. Gene Ontology annotation, cellular component: lysosome. The record is from RefSeq and is a predicted model, not a curated record. The coding region runs from base 141 to 1151 and encodes 336 amino acids. Lineage: Eukaryota; Metazoa; Chordata; Actinopteri; Batrachoidiformes; Batrachoididae. Gene Ontology annotation, biological process: immune response. The transcript is spliced from 8 exons.
AAACAGGACGACAACCAAUCAGGAGGCUUGAUGUGACUACGUGCCGCUCUCUUCCAGGCCUUUAUAAACUUUGUGUUUCGUGGCGAAAGGAGGCUUUUUCUCUCUGUUCCACGGCUGCAGUAGAUGCUAAAGAAGCCGAGAUGUUGCUUGUAGCAGUUUUGGCGUUGUGCCUGAGUGCAGCCUUCACAGUCCCCAUUUUGGACCCACAGCUUGACCAGCACUGGAACCUGUGGAAGAGCUGGCACAGUAAACAAUACCAUGAGACGGAGGAGGGGUGGAGGCGAAUGGUGUGGGAGAAGAACCUGAAGAAGAUCGAGCUGCACAAUCUGGAGCGCUCUUUAGGCAAACACUCCUACCGCCUGGGCAUGAACCAUUUUGGGGACAUGACUCAUGAGGAGUUCAGGCAGAUAAUGACUGGCUACAAGCAGAAAGCACAAAGAAAAUUCAAAGGGUCUCUGUUUAUGGAGCCACAUUUUCUGGAGGCUCCGCAUUCUGUGGACUGGAGGGAGAAAGGCUACGUCACCCCUGUUAAAGACCAGGGUCAGUGUGGCUCUUGUUGGGCCUUCAGCACCACAGGGGCCCUGGAGGGUCAACACUUCAGGAAGACUGGCAAGCUGGUUUCCCUGAGUGAGCAGAACCUUGUGGACUGUUCCAGGCCUGAGGGUAACGAGGGCUGUAACGGUGGUCUGAUGGAUCAGGCCUUCCAGUAUAUCAAGGAUAACAAUGGUCUGGACUCCGAGGAGUCGUACCCUUACCUAGGAACGGAUGACCAGCCAUGUCGCUAUGACCCCAAGUACAACUCUGCCAAUGACACAGGUUUCAUGGACAUUAAGAGUGGUAGUGAGCACGCCCUGAUGAAGGCCGUGGCUGCUGUAGGACCUUUGUCUGUGGCCAUUGACGCCGGUCACGAAUCAUUCCAGUUCUACCAGUCGGGAAUCUACUAUGAGAAGGAGUGCAGCAGUGAGGAGCUGGAUCACGGCGUACUAGUAGUGGGUUAUGGCUAUGAGGGAGAAGAUGUGGACAAUAAGAAAUACUGGAUUGUCAAGAACAGCUGGGGUGAGUCGUGGGGAGACAAAGGUUACAUUUACAUGGCUAAAGACAGGAAGAACCACUGUGGAAUUGCAACAGCAGCCAGUUAUCCUCUGGUGUAACCAGACAGUCUGCUGUCACAACAGAGUCCAUUUUUAUUAUAGUAAUAUUUUGGUUUGUGAUAAACGCUGAAGCCUUGGCCAGCAGCACAUUGAAAGGAGAUUCUGCGAUGUUAUGAGGCGGAACACUGUUUUUAGGGAAAUUACGCCGUUACUUUGGCAGUUUUUAUGCCACUAGUUAAUUGCUUUUUUUUUUUUUAAAGUAUAGUGUAUUCUUUGUAAAUAUGUGUAUGCUACUUGUAAGUGGUAUGUUCACAUUUGCUUUGGUCAUUGUGUCGAUUAUUUUCUUUGUGGUACUUCUGUGAUCAAAUAAACUGAAACACUA